AGAAUUUCAGAGAAUUUUGGUGCAAAAGUCUUGCAUCGUUUGCGCCGUUUUUGCAUACGCCAUUUUCCUGCGGACAUGUGUGUCUACGUGCAGGAAGAGAGAGAGGGCGUUAGUCUAGCAAUGGUUCCAGCCAUACAGUCGCACUGACACCGACAACACAACAGUGUCCAACGAUGAAAUAUUUUCCUACCUGUCCUGCAUUGUUGUAACAUUUACCUGACGUUGCUUUUCAAAGAGAAUUUGAUGAAGUAAUUCUUUCUGGAAACUAUGCCUCGAGUUAAAAAAAAAUCAGUCGAAUAUGGAAAUCGCAAAAGAAGGAAACUAGCAGCUACAAAGCGCAGCACCCUCUACUGUUCAUCGCCGGUGGACGAGCGACAGUUUGUGCAGAUGCAGUCGAUGGAGAAUCACUUUCAGUUAACAGUAACGCCUACACCGUCACCGCCGCCACCACCACCAGUACCACCACCACCUCCACUACAGCCAUCACAACUUCAACCACCACGACCAACACCACAGCCAACACCACCACCACGACCACCACCACCAACAACUACAACAACAAUAAAAGCCCGUUAUUCACCCGUGUUGUUGCCCAAGUCUUGUCCAGUUGAGGUUCAAACGGAAGAGAAAUGUUUAGACCCCUUAAAAAUGGAAGAUUCAAAGACAGAAUUGAAAUAUUCUACCUUCCCAGAAGCUCUCAAAGACGAGUCACUGAGCGAUGUACAGAGAUCUGAGUUACGUCGUAAAUAUUUCUCAGAUUUACUCUCCAGGUGUGUUAUUACUGCUGAUAAAGCUGCUGCUGCUGUGAUGGCUGUCAGGUGUGAUUCUGUGGCUAAAAAACCCACAGCCGUUCGCAAACCAAGAGUACCAAGGAAACCAAAAGUUGAGAAAGUAAACAAACAGAAAGUUUAUGCAGCAGUUUCAAAAGUGCCGCAUUCUGAGACUGCGGUUUCAAAGGCGCCACCAACACCGAACCAAACUGCAACCAGCAAAGUGACAACGGCUAACUCUAAAGCUAUUGGCAGUACCCCUCCGGCUAGCAAUACCCAGAAAGCAUAUGCUCUUUAUGUUGGGGGCCAGUUGAAGUACAUUCUUCCAUACAAUGGUCUUUUAGCAGCCACCAAUCCCAAUCAACCCGAAGGUGAGAUGAAAAAGUUGAUUUGUCGAGGAGUGAAUGGCAAAACAGAAAUAGCUCUGGCAAAACCGACAAUUGUGUGUGAUAACGAAAAGAAGAAGAUUGUGUUUGUUGUGCAGAAAAAGUCCCCUGACUCACCGAACCAAAUUGUCACUACGAAAACAACAACAACUGAAACUAAAGCCACCACAAAAUCUUCGAAUCUUCUUACGUACAAUUCUUUUCUAAACCAUGGCAUCUCGGACAACAUGUUGAAACUGUUGCUGCCAAGUUUUGUUCCUUCUGAAGUCUCCACAACAGCAACUACGACCACGACUACAACAAAGUCAACCACCACACCAAUACUUCCAGCUACCACUGUUGGUUCCAAUGUAACAUCAGCCAAAAGCCAGUCUGAUAUGAAUAGUUCCCAAACUGGACCAGCUUCAACAGACAGACCAAAGGAUGUUCCUGUAACCACCUGUGUUAAUUCUACAGGGAAUAAUCAGAACGUGCGCACUUCUGGUACUGCACUCACCACAACUACGACAUCUACUAAAACACUGACCACUGCCGUAGUAACAUCAACAACAACACCAGCAGCAGCAACACCACCAACAUCAACAGCAGCAACACCGCCAGCACCGGCAGCAGUAGCAAUAACACCAGCAGCAGCAGCAACAGUAGAUGAAACAGCAGCAGAUUCUGGGUCAGUCCACCCUGUGAAACUGUUUUCACGAGAUUCUGCCAGAAAACUUUGUCCUCCGACUUCUUCCUCUCUAUCAUCGGCGCCUGUUCCAACUAUUUUGGAUGCCAGUGAAGUACAGAAUAGUUCUGGCAAAUCUCUGUUGAGAUUUUCUUCUGUCUUGAAUGAAAACAAACACAAAACACAGUCCCAUAGCAAACAAACAAACGAAACGGCAGCAGCAGCAGCAGAGAGGACGAACCUAGCACCAACAGAGAGUCAUCCUGAUAACAUUGUUCACCAGGACAAAACUGAGAAUAGUGGGAAAGCCAUCGGUAAUAGUGACACAAAUUUUGUUAAAAAUCUCUCACAGCAAUCUGAAUCUGUAAUGGAAGAAUGCCAUUCCGAUGGUAAAGAAGUAUCGCAAGAAAAUGCUGAUGACGCUGAUGACGAUGGCAUGUUUGGAUUGAAGAUCUCUUCUGUUUUCUCUUUGGCUGAAGAACAGCUGCGAUCCAGUGAGGAUGAUGUUACAGCUUCACAACUUGGAGAAAAUUCUGAAUUUGUUAAAUCUUCUUCAGAUUCCGGUUUCUUCCAUGUAGAACAACCUCAAAUAGAUGGCUUUGCUGAAAAUGACAACCUCCCAAAUGAAUCUAAAUUCCAAAGAGUUUUAAUCAAUUCUCCGCAGUCAACGAGUUCCUUGCUAAGUCCACGGACCGUUGUCGUCAGCAUGAACAACGAGGCGUUCACCUCUCCUGUGCAGCUGACAAAUGCAAACGAGGAGGUCAGUGUGGACAUCAGCAUAGAUUCGGCCAGUCACACGAAACACCCGAGCACUGACCAUGAGAAAACUCUAACAACAAAAUCACCACCAAAUGUCGAACAAGAUUUGGAUAACAACUUCAACAUGACCGAUUCUCAGCUGAACAAUUCACAGAAAGAAAAUGCUUCACCAAAGAAUUCUAGCAGUUCUGAUAAAAGUGAACAGGAUCCGAAGUACAUUUCUGUUGACAUACGACGGCGUAAUGGUCAGACAAAGGUAACAGCUGUCACUAAUCCUAAUCUGAAGAAAGAGUCUGCUAAAUCGAUUGCCAGCACCUUGGAAAGUGUGUCUUCAGUGACUUCUUUAGGUUCUGUCAUACCUCAAGGAAAUAGUUCCACUCGUCUUGCAGAUGAGCUGCAGUGUGCUGCCCAUUCGCUACCUAUGGGUAAAUAUGUUUUCAUUCCAUUGUCUGAUAAAACAGUGGCCAUUCCUUCACAAGGUGGCAAAGCCAGCAGAUCUGCCUAUAUUUUUGAAAAGAGUUUCAACCAGAAUUCUAUGCAAGUUAAAAUGCCAAAAUCUUUUAUUGUAAAUACUAAGGAUGGUCCACCUCCAACAGUCGUAUCAAAUACUAAUAAUGGAUCCCAAAUAGUUUUCCAAACUAACAAUGCUUCUAAGUCUUUGAAUGAUGUUAUUACUACUCCAUCUGCAGAUCCACUUCCAAGCUCUACAAAAGAAACGGUACCAACUCUGGAAGCCCCACCUAUAAUUACUGGUAAAAGAAUACGUAGACCAAAAAAACAUACUGGUUUUGAAGAAGAUAUUGAUUUCAUUCCUCCAGUUAGGAAAUAUCGGAAGAAAUCCAAAUCUGUUCUGAAAGAGAAAAAAAGCGGAAUGGUUGCCAGUGAUAAUCCGAAGAAGAUGAAAAGUCAUGUUCCAACUCCCGAGAAUAACAAUUGUCUGUAUUAUAUGAAGGAAGGGAGUAAUAAAAUCCAACUUUUUGAUUCUAAAUCGGAAUUAGCUACCGUAUUACGAGCGACCGGUACAGCUCUUGAAAUUUCCAAAGUCGAUCCAGUAAAUGGCCAUCGCUUGUUACCAUCUUGCUCAACACCUGUUGUACCAAAUGUAACUAUGGUAACACCGAAAGUGGCAUCUUCUGUUGGAACUGUAGUUGAUCAAUCAUAUCAGAGUUGUAAUUCUUCAGGUCUGCGAAUUGAUAAUGUUCUUUCUCUGCAACCUAAUACGGUUCAUAUCAAAUCUGAACCCAUAACUUCUGGUUAUGGCGAUGAACCAGUGAAACAUCCUCCUCCUGUAUCCAUCCUUCCAUUAAACCCUCUCAUCACUUUACCUCCUACUAGUGUACCAGAUUCCUUAAAUCUUGUUCAGAAUAUCAAAAAGGAACCGGUAAAAUAUGGUUACGAAGGGGACAUCAAUCCUGAUUCAUCUGUCUCGUUAUUAGCUCCCAUCAACCAACAGACUUCCCUGUCAUCAAUCAAAGAAGAGAAAUUUGGGCUUUGCCCAGAGAAUGUUGCUUUUAAAAACUUAGCCUCCACACGAAAAGACGUUGGUCAUUUAAGUGAUUCUUCUAAAUUAUACAAGUUUACCUUGUCAGGGUCUGGUAAAAAAUUGAACUGUAAAAAGAAAACAGUUGGUAAAAAGGCAGCUGUCAAGAUAACAGGUUUUCCUUUAGAAACUCAAACAUCAUCCUCAUCGUCUAUGACUGACGACCUUUCAUACAGCACUCCAUCUCCUUCCAACCUUUCUCCUCUGCUCCCUGCCUCCCCCUCCACCUCCUCAUCUUCUUGUUAUUCUUCACAUGUCAGCUCUUCAAAACACAACAGUCUAGAACUUCCAAGUGCCUCCACGUCAUCGGUGACUCUCUCUGGGGAGACACCCCAGGAGGAACGGAUUCGCCGCUUGAGGGAGAUUCUGCGGGAGAAAGAACACAGCCUUGAGUUGAUUCGACAGAAUCUUGCUGUAUCAUCUUCUCUUUAAUUACAGGCAACAGCACCGUCGUUGUUACCGUUACUACUACUACUACUAUUACUACUGCUACAGCUACUAUUACUACAAUCAUACACCAUUCCUGCUUCAGAACAAUCUUUCGUCUCUCAUCACAUCCAUCAUGUGUCAACAUUCAUCAUUCAAUUGUUACUGUAUAUAUAAAACCUCAUUGGUUCCAUACCAUUUUCUCAUUGUUCUCAACAAUAGCCUGACAUUCAGUUUCUGUGAUUCUAUCUUGAAGCUUCUAUUUGAGACAGAAACACACACACACACACACACACACACACACACACAAAUCCAAGCAAACAAACAGAACUGUGUUUCCUGCUCAAAUAAUUUGCAAUAAUGGUAUGUGUAUGGUUUGAAGUGAUAGCAAGAAAGGGACAUUUUGCUCAUAUGUAGUGACUUAUUGUGUGUGUGUGUGUGUGUAUCAUGUUUCCCUGGGUAUAAUGCAUCCUCAUUAAGAUUCCUUAAAAAGGAAAAGAAACCCAACCAACUAAGCAAUCAGCCUGUGUGUUAAUGGAUCAAUGUCAUUCUAAAUUUAUGUCUGGGUCCUCUAAAGUCAAUAUUAACUGACCAUUUAUAAAUAUUGACCAUAUAUAAAUAUUUUGUUUCACUGUCUUUUCAUACCAGGUCUUGCAUUAUACACUGAAAUGCGUGUUUAUGUGUGCGUGCGUGUGUGUGUAAAUACACGCACACACACACAUACUGGAUUCCAGUUAAUUGGCAAACCCAGAGACAAUAACCCCUUGGCCUAAUCCACUCCAGCUGUGGCCAACACCCAAGGGUUUAGAACAAUCAAGUAACAUUUUUAUAGCUGCUUUCCUCCUCCAAAGCAGAGUUGGCUUUGCUGGGUCCUGGGUCCUAUACCAAUCUGAUUGUGUUCUUGUCAUGGUUCCCUUUUUGAUGCUGUUUUAUGGCCAGAAGCCCCUCUUUGUCAUUGACCCUUUUAUUCACUUCUUUUAGCAAGCAGGAAUAUAUGGUGUAACUUGUCAAAAAUCCGAGUAAAGCCAAUUACUCUGGUUGUAAAUUGCUGAAGCCUGGCCACUGCCUGCACCAUUUGGGGGCAGUUCUCCCUGAUUUUCUCUGGGUGGGGGUCUAUUGAUAGCAUCUAUCAGAAAUAAGAGACAACAGAGCAACUAUUUUCCACUCUGACAAGAAUAGAUAUUCACAACCCAAAUCCAAACAUGGAACCGAUUCUUGCUGCAAUGUUAUACAUUCUAUGAUAUUCUACUUACUGCUGCCUCUGGGCCAUGAAUGCCUGAAAUCUUCAAAGAUUUUAGUAAUUCUCUUCAACUGGUAUAAAUAACAACAUAAUUAACUAAUGACCCAAUUAACCAGAAUCUCCAAUGUGUGUGUGUGUGUGCAAACAAAAAUUCUCAUAAUUACAAUGUUUUGCAUAUGUCUGCAGUAUUUUCUGUGGUUUUUUUUGUUCAUAUAUAUUUAUAUACAUGUAUAUAUCUAUAAAUACAGACAUACAUGUGUGUGUGUGUGUGUGUGUGUGUGUGUGUAUUUGUUUGUUUUACAUCUGUAUUUCCAUGCUAGCAUGGGUUAGGUGAAUCUGUUAUCAAGGUAAUGUUUUACAAGCAUGCUUUCCCUGUCACUAACCCUUGCCACCUGCUUUUCAAGUCGGGAAUCAGAAGAGCCCUUCUUGACAGGAGAAAGAAUGGCAACUGUGUCACCACUUUGACUUUGUUAGUAACUUUGGGAGGAUAUGUAAACACCCACACACGUGUGGCUGUGCUCAUAUGUAUGUGUGUGUGUGUAUAUAUAUAUAUAUAUAGUCAUACAUGAUAGUCUUCUCUCAGCUUCACUCUAUCAAAUGCAUCUUCUGUCAUUUCAUUGCUAUAAAAGAUAUGCCCAGGGUGCCAUGCAGUGGGACUGAACCAAAAACCAUGUGGUUGUGAAGUGAACUCCUUAACCACACAGCCAUGCUUGCACCUUUUAAAUAUA
Octopus sinensis (East Asian common octopus) is the source of this 6513-nucleotide messenger RNA. Its product is annotated as flocculation protein FLO11-like. The record is from RefSeq and is a predicted model, not a curated record. NCBI's taxonomy places the organism in Eukaryota, Metazoa, Mollusca, Cephalopoda, Octopoda, Octopodidae. Bases 268 to 4551 code for a protein of 1427 amino acids. The transcript has 6 exons.